Molecule: messenger RNA, 1224 nt
Organism: Brugia malayi
Lineage: Eukaryota; Metazoa; Nematoda; Chromadorea; Rhabditida; Onchocercidae
Product: TB2/DP1, HVA22 family protein
Exons: 10
Coding region: 1-1224 (407 amino acids)
Source: RefSeq, a predicted model, not a curated record
AUGUAUCAAAUUGGAGCAAAUUUGGCGAUUUCAUUUCAUGUCUCAAUGUUUCUCAUAAUGAUUACGAAUAUUUCGUCUGAAACUGUUGCAAAUGAAGCAAUUUUGAAUGAACAUAAUGACAACAUAAAUGGAAAUACUUCAUUUUUAAAUCGAUUUAAACGACAGUACAUGCAAAAUUGUCCACCGGGAUGCUUUGCAAGUUGUUAUGCAAGUUCUCAAUGUCAACAAGUUGCACCUCGAAUGAUUUGCAUUCAUGCAUGUUGCUGUCCAGCUACAAUGCCAAACAAUAAUAUUCCAGCAGUCAUCAAUCCUGGAAGCAUUAAUAUUAUCCCAAUUCCAGUACCAAUUACACCAAGUCAAUCAAAUAUUUUCAGUCUUUCAACAGCAUGUGAUGGAGGACCAGCCGUAGCAGCAUGUAUCAAUGGACUUUGUGGACAAGGCUUCUUCUGUAACAGUCGAGGUUUUUGCUGUCGCUGUGCUUCCGGAAAUUCUACCGGUCCAUGUGUCAAUAACUUAUGUCCAGCUGGCUACUCAUGCAAUGUCAAUAAUUAUUGCUGUCCACUUGGUUCCGGUGCUGUACUUGGUCCUUGCAUUAAUAAUCAAUGUCCGGCAGGUUAUACCUGUGGUGCCGUUCAUUUUUCUAAUUCAAAUCAUCCAAUCCCAAUGAGUUUACAAGCGUCACCAUCAGUGCGCGGUGGUGGUGGAGGUAGUAAAGGUGGCAAAUUAAAAGGUACUGAAAAAGCUACCGUACAUUCCUUCAAUGAUUUGGUACCAGCACUUAAAAGUAUCCUAUAUGAUAAAAGUAAUGUACAAUUGGAUAAGAUAUUGUCCGCACUGGAAGCAAAAACUCAAUUACCACGUGAACAACUAACAUAUGGUAUGAUGGGCCUUAUUGCUAUCUAUCUGGCUGUUGGAUCACUGGCACAGCUUGUUUGUAAUUUAAUCGGUUUCGGUUAUCCGGCAUAUGCUUCAGUUAAGGCAAUUCGAACUGAGCAAAAGGACGAUGAUACACAAUGGUUAAUUUAUUGGACGGUAUUUGCAUUUUAUUCACUGAUUGAUUUCUUUGCUGAAGCAAUUAUGCGUGUUGUACCAUUGUAUUGGAUAGUUAAAGUGAUAUUCCUAUUGUACCUAUCUCUACCACAAACUUAUGGCGCUCAAAUUAUCUACGAGAAAUAUCUCGACUCAUUGAUUGCGACGAUAGAAAAAUCUUUCAAUAAAAAAUGA